Molecule: messenger RNA, 2709 nt
Organism: Condylostylus longicornis
Lineage: Eukaryota; Metazoa; Arthropoda; Insecta; Diptera; Dolichopodidae
Product: GATA zinc finger domain-containing protein 4-like
Exons: 7
Coding region: 50-2650 (866 amino acids)
Source: RefSeq, a predicted model, not a curated record
UUUAUUGCAUAUUAAAACAGCUCCCAAAGAGAUUUUGGGAGAUUUCAAAAUGUCACAUAAUCAUGCUAAGAUGUUAUUGAGCCAGCGGCUUGCAGAAUUAGCAUGUACUGACAAGAAAUCAUUAGAAAAUAAAUCAACAUUCUACCAGACUAAAUCAGAAAAUAAUAAAACUGAUAUGAAUUUAGCGCAUACCGGUAACUCUGCUCUCCCAGAUCUUCUAAAAAUUGAGCAGUUCAAUGAUAUUUUUAACAAAUCUCAAAUAGAGGCUUUGAAGAAAAUUGGAGUGCUUUUCUCAUACCAACUACUUGCGCUUUCAAUGAUUGAAUUAAAUAGAUGUGGAAUAAGUGUAAUGCAAAUUGUUAAAAUUCAAGAAAAAAUAAAGAAAACUGAUAACAUCAAAGUUUUCAACACUGAUAAUACAAACACUGAAUUGGCUGUUGGUAUGCAAAGUGAUGGAAACAAAAAUUCUUUACAGGGUUGCGUUAAGGACACUUAUUUUGAAAAAUUGUCUCCACCGGAGUUUUCUACACAUUUACUAUGCAAUAUGGAGACAGAGGAUUGUGAAGAAGAAUGUGAUUUAAUAAUAGAUGAAGAAGCUUGUAGUACAAGCGAUGGAGAUAUUGAAUUUUCGAAACCCGAUAUUAAAAAUAAUGCAAAGGAAAAUUAUGUCAAGCAAAGUACAGAAUUGCAAAAUAGCAAUAAACAAAAUACACAAAGUUUAAAGGAAGUUGAAGUUAAGGAUUUAUCAAAACAUUCUGAGAUAUUUUAUAAAAAAAUUCAAAAGGUUUCUAAAAUUGUGGCAACUGAUUUUCCACUUAAAUAUAAUGAUGAUAAAUUGAAUACCAAUGAAAGCAAUGUCAGAAAAAUUACUAAAUGUGAUCCUUUAUUAGUUGAGAUCAAUGAUUACGCAAAACCCCUUAGAAAAAUAUCAACAAACAUUAACACCCUUGAAGACAUAAAGAUAAUUACAACCGGUGAACUUGAUAUGCGAUUACCAUUUAAUUCAGUUCUUCAAAAUUAUAAGCCUGCGACAGAAUGCGACGGAUCCUUUGUGCCACAUUCAAUAAUACCUUGGAAGCUGUUUGAAAUUGUGUUACCUACAAAGGUGCCAAUGUCUUUAGAACAAAUAGAAAAACUGCAGCAAUCAAACGACCCAAGAAUUAGAAAAAGGAUUAUUAAUCAAGAAAUAUAUUCAUUUGAAGGAAACUUUCAUGAUUUAAGUAAAGAAUUUCCAAUGGAUAGUAAUUGUGUUAGCAAUUCUGUAGAUAAUAAUAAUAAUGACAGCAAAAACAAUAUAUUGUACAAGAAAGAUUUUUUAGAUCCGCGAAAACUUCAUAUUAGUAAUUCUACAUAUGAACAUUUUAAACAACCAACUGUCAUGCAAACAUUACAAUAUUAUUUGCAUCACUCAACCUGGUAUAACAAACAAAAUUCAAAAGCGAAAAUGGAAAUAAAUGAACUAAUAGCAGAUCUGGCUGCUUAUUUAAAAAAAUUCAAGCAGGAUAAUAGGCUAAACAAAAAAUUUUGCCUUAAUAAAUUGAAGUAUCAUAGUCAAAUUUUAAAUAUUUUAAAUAAUUUAAAAAUAUUUAUUGAUUCUAAUGGCUCUAUUUUACCUGAAAAAGCAAUUUCUGAUAUGAAUUAUGGCACUGAAAAUACCGGAUUUACGCUUUUUGGUGGUUUUGAAAGAUUUUGGGGAACUUUACCGUCUAAUCAACGACAAUUACCAGUCAUAUCAAACUUAGUUCCAGUAGGUUCUUUUCAAGCACCCAUGCCAGUACAUUUUAAUAAACCAGCAUUAUUGGGUUUUCAUUCAAAUGAUAUUACUGGUGUGGGAUGCAAUAACUCAUUUCAGGCAACAGCUGCAGCUGUCCACACAAAAACUAUGAAUUUUGCAAAUAAUAUUUUAUAUGGAAAUCAAAAUUUUACUUUUCACUUCGAAAAUUGUAGGUCACAGUUUCCGCAAUCAUCUGUUGCAUUAAAUUCCAACUUGGAAUCUUUUAAAGCCAGUAAUGAAGUAAAUUCUUACGGAAGCAGAAAUAAUUUGAAAUAUCGUAAUAAUUCAAAGUUAUCAGAUCGUUACAGCAAUAAGAAAAAUAAAAGAUUUAAUAACAAAUAUUGUAAUAAUAGUGAAAAUGGUGGAUUUUCUAAUAAGGACAAUGAAGAGAAUAUUAGUACUUUUGAAAAUGACAAAAAUAAUAAUAAGUGCGACGUUAUUUGCAAUAAAAAAAUAAAGCAAAGGAGAAAAGUAUCUGAAAACUGGGAUGAAGAAGAUGAACCUAUAAAAGCAUUAGAAAAAUGUGCUAGUAAUAGUGAAACAUCAAAAACGUUUGAAGGGAAAGAGGAAAAUUGGGAUUCUGAUGACGAAAAUGAGAAUUCAAUAAAUAAUUCUUCUGAGCAAAAAUUGAAAGAUUGUCCAGUCAAAAAUUUUGACAGCAUUAAUGAUUUUGGAACUGUAUCCAAAAAACAAAAAUUAGAAAAUAUACGUUGUACUACUACUGAUACCGAAAAAACAAGUUUGAAAAGCGAAAAGAGUAAUUUUGAAAAUCAUGUUUGUAGUAAAAGUCCCAAACAUGAAGAAAACUUAUGUUUCGCGAAUAAUAUAGAAAUCUCCAAAGUUGUCGCUGAUGAUUCGGAAGAAGAGUGGGAUUAAUACCCAAAACAAAAAAUAUUAGCAUUAUCGUUUUUUGUAUUUUGUUAAAUAAAUUUAAA